Messenger RNA from Ochlerotatus camptorhynchus, 1021 nucleotides. It is a transcript of the gene ghi, whose product is annotated as ghiberti. The transcript has 2 exons. The coding region runs from base 336 to 569 and encodes 77 amino acids. The record is from RefSeq and is a predicted model, not a curated record. Lineage: Eukaryota; Metazoa; Arthropoda; Insecta; Diptera; Culicidae.
GAACGAACGAACGAAGACACGGCAGCAGCCUAUCAAAAUAAUCAAAAAAAGUUGUGUGCGGCUGCCGAAUUUAGUGUUCCACUCAACGAGGACAGUGAUAAAUUAUUCACGGACGGUGGUGACCUUAUCUCGCGAAGUAUUGCAGUGGCCUUGUGUUGGACAGAACAGAAAAUCAAUCGUAAAUUCGAGCAAGACGCGUCCCACCGCCCUUCGGCUCCCACCGUGCGUAUUUGGUCGAAAAGUAGCGGGCACAUCACUGUCCAGUUAUAUUUACGUGGUAACCUAUUAGCGUUCCAAACUCGCCGAGCGGUCUCAAGGAAAACCGACCACGCACCAUGAUGCGACUGCUGGAUAAAGUUCUCACUUUUAUCAACUACUGGUGGUUCCGGUAUCUGAUGAUUACGGAGCUGUACAUGGUCGAGAGCUGGGAACGUGUGACGAUCCACGUAUUCCUGUUUAGCUUGUUCAUGCUCCAGUGGUACUUCAACUGCAAGGUUGUCCUCCCGUUUACCGGCAGCAUACUGGGGAUCCUACCGAUUGACCAACAGCUGGCUGCCUAUCGAUCGUAGAUUCUUCGGCAAUCUCCCACUUCUCCACGUGGUGGCCCCUCAUCGGAACAAAAAUAUCAAUACCUGAGUGAAAAGAGAAGUAUUCCACGUUCAAGCAAUUGUUUUUACCAGUAAGUUUCUUAUGUUCCGGUUGCAUCAUCGAGAAGGGUUUUCUCACAGAGCAAUUAAGAUAAUCUCUUAUUCUAAAAAAAAACAUGUAAUAUGGUAACAUUAAGCAACAACAACCAAAAUCGAGGAAACCGCAUGCUUUGAAAAGAUAACCGUGAAUCUGAAUUAGGACGAUGAAAGUCCUCUUCUCCACUAUAGAAGGCAGCAGUAUAAUUUAUCACUUAUUAUUGACAAAGAUUAUACGUGUGUAUGUCUACUGCAAGUAGUGAAUCAUAAACCCACUUAGGCAAGCAAAAAUCUGUCACAUUUUAUAGAUGUUUAAAAAGAGUUGUACGAUGAUAAAA